This is a messenger RNA of Chara braunii, 2795 nucleotides long. Lineage: Eukaryota; Viridiplantae; Streptophyta; Charophyceae; Charales; Characeae. The record is from the annotation of a GenBank genome assembly.
AGGCGAGACUGCUGACAGUGACAAGAACAGGAGGAGGAUAUGAUAGCGAUGGCGAUGCCAAUGGCGAAGCCUAUGCUUGUUUGUGGGAAGAGAUCUCGAUAGCCGGAGGACGGACAUGAUACAUUGGAGAAAGAGCAGUUGCUAAGGGACUGAUCAAGCGAGAGGACCAAGGCAUAUAUCUAGACAUAGAAACAUGUGUAUUCUCACAGAGAACUGGCCGGUGAACCAUAGGCAGAAAGGGAGACAAGGACAAGAAACGUAGGCAAGGCUACUGAUCGUCGGAAUUUCACCGACUCAUCAGGAGGCUGACGAUAUAUAUAACAAUAUAUAUGAGUCGUUGAAACUCCGACGAAACAGUUUGUCACAGCCCCUCGUUUGUUGUCCUCUUCUCUCUCUCUGCCUACGGUUUACCGCGCAGUUCUGUUUGCGACGAGAUAUAUAUAUACUCUGUUUGGCGAUGUAUAUAUGUAUGUAUGUAUGUUUGGAUGUAUAUCGGCAUAGAGAACUGCCCGGCGAACCGCAGGCAGAGAGGGAAAAGAGGACAACAAAGGAGGGGCUGUGACAGACUGUUUCGUCGGAGUUUCACCGACUCAUCAGGACGAUGAUCCCUCUCUGAAAACUGGCCAGUGAAGCGUAGGCAGAAAGGGAGAAAAGGACAAAAGAACGGGGAGAGGGGGCUGUGUGUAUAUGGUGUAGAGGAGAGGGGGAUUGGACAAAUCCGCCAGGGCUAGAUGGGGUCUCGUGUAGCGAACUUGUGGGUGUGUGGGGCAUGCAGCACUUCCUCGCUGGUCAGCUAUGGCGUCAAGAGUUUCCAGGAAGAAGAGUGGCUAAGGAAGCCGAUCGGCAUGCCAAUUAGUAUAGGCGGAGGAGGAGGAGGAGGAGGAGGAGGAGGAGGAGGAGGAGGAGGAAACAGAAGAAGAUGGUCUGUUGUAUCGAGGAGUAUGGCCCAACAACAGGAGGAAGAGGAGGAGGAGGAGAACCUGGGAGCCAUAGAUGGGGAAAACUCCCCCAGUUUUCUCUCCACCUCCAACGCCAGCUCAACCUCAACCUCAACCUCAACCGUAAGCCCCAUCUCCGGCUCGAGCGCGACCUCAACCUCAAGCUCCAGCUUCAGCUCCAGCUUUAGAUCUCAAUCCAAGGGCUUCGGUUUGUCCAACAGGAGAGACGAAAGCAAGGGAGGCAACACCAAAAAGCCAGCAAAGAAAAGUUGUAGCAAGGGAAAGGGAAGGACAGCUGGAAGGGAGGAGGAAAAGGGGAGUGGAAGAAUCACAGUCUCGAAGUCCAUCGAUCAGAGUGUGAAGAAUAUUGAACGGAUUGGAAAAAGUCAAAUCAUUGACUUGGGCGAAGCAAGCAGAGGCAGGGUGGAUUUUGCAGAGGUAGACUCUUGGGCCACUGGAACAGGAGAUGAGGCCGACCUGGACAAUCUCAAAGUUCGGAGUUUCAGUCCUUCCUUCACCCCUGCAGAUGAAGAAGGCCUCUUCUAUGAGCAGCUAGUCCGAAGGCUACAACUCCUUGAAAGCAAGGGAGAGAUCUCAGUGGCAAGAGGGAAACCUCUCCCCUCGUUUGAGCGAUGGCGGUUCCGAGAGUCCACCUAUCUUCAAUUUCUGGCUGAUCAGUUUGGAGUGCACGAGGCCCUGGAGACUGUCAUUGAGAAGUUUGAGCUGCUAUGCAAUCCUCAAGAAGGGGUGGUUGAUGCGAACGGGUGUGCAAAUAAUUCAGAGGCAAGCGUGAUGCAUCCUGUUGAGUGCAUGACUCCAAGCCAGACAGCCAAGGCAAUUGCCACUUUUGGAAGAAGACUGGGUAUUUUUCGAAGUCAGGCCUUGUCAGCAGACAUUAGGGCAAUGAAGAAAGUGAUGAUGGAGAUCAACGACUAUGAUUUCAAGUUGGGAGAGGGGACCGAUGAGAUGAUGCCUCUUCCAACGACACAGACUGCUGCUUAUGUGAAGUAUAUUCUGUUGAUUGGUAAACAGGGUUGUGAAGUGGAUAACAUCAAGGCAGAGAAGGCGCAGCAUCGGCUUCUUGCACACAUUUUCGCUGUCCACGUUGCUCACUUAACAACAGUCGGUGUGCAAAAGGCGCGCAAGUUCGGGAGCCAUGGCGUAGUACUUGCAAGGGAGAAAUCACGCGUAUUUACUCAAUCGGUCAACGACCGUGAGGAUGCCGUCGUGCCCGAAGUGGUUGUGGGGAAACGGGUCCGUGAUGUCCAUGGCAAUGGAGAGGCCGGGUUCCCGUGGGAUAGGCAAUGGGCGCAACUCGCCGUAGGGAUUGUGGUUGCAGGGCUUGGUUCGUCGGCAAACUUCGCAAGAGUCGCAAUACCGAGUGACAUCGGUAAUGAGGUCGGGCCACCGAAAUCAUUGCCGAAGUCGUGCGAUAGUCUGAUUGACUCCAAAAUGGCCAGCGAGUCGCGAGUCGUGGUACUCGCAGAGAAGGUGUCGAGAAGCUUGGUGAUGCGUGGAUCCGUUGAUGCGUCCAUCGAUGAGAUGUCAUGGGGCGAGAGGGCGUGGAGAAAACACACACCCAUCUCCUCGAUGUCGUCUCAGGUGAUGGAAGCUCGAAUGCUCGCGGCGGACACCACGUGACAACUAAUCGAAGGGUGAGUUGGAGGCACUAUGCAUAGGACUACUUCAUUCCGAUCACGAACGUGAACUGUGCGGCGGUACAAUUUCAUUGGGUUGUCCUCGUUUCGCAGCCAUGUCAUGCCCAAAAUCAUGUCGAAUUGGGUGUCCUUGAAGGACACGGCCUUGCUUGCAUGUGGGGCGAAGUGCACGAGGACAGAAUCAAUGCACCGGUCGAUU